This is a messenger RNA of Talaromyces stipitatus ATCC 10500, 1627 nucleotides long. RefSeq names its product srpk, putative. NCBI's taxonomy places the organism in Eukaryota, Fungi, Ascomycota, Eurotiomycetes, Eurotiales, Trichocomaceae. The transcript is spliced from 2 exons. The record is from RefSeq and is a predicted model, not a curated record. Gene Ontology annotation, molecular function: ATP binding; protein kinase activity. Bases 180 to 1451 code for a protein of 423 amino acids. Gene Ontology annotation, biological process: regulation of mRNA processing; spliceosomal complex assembly; protein phosphorylation.
AUGAUCUGUUUAUUGACGCUGACUUUUCUUACAGAUGGUUGGGCUACUUUACAUACUUAACAAGUUGUCAGCGCCUAGAGAAUAUUUAUAGUUAUACUGAUACGUAUCGCAUCCCUGUCUACCUCCCGACUUCCAAGAACUUUGCAUAGGAGAUUGACGACUUCUAGACCUUGGAAAGGAUGGAGCACGCUGCUCAAUACCGAAAAUACAAAGAGAUUGUCUUCAUUGAAAACCUCGAGGACUAUAAAUCAGGCGGUUUCCAUCCAAUCCAUAUCGGCGACCAUUUCAAAGAAAAUAGAUACCAGAUCCUGAACAAGCUCGGUCAUGGACGCUGCUCAACUGUCUGGCUUGCAGAAGAUGUGUUGAACAAGAUUUGUGUUGCAAUCUCCAUUUCGCAGGCUCAAAUCUCCCAGGAAUCAUCAGAAAACGAUACGUCCCAUGAGAACACUCAGAAAACAAUCAGGAUACUCCAGCAUUUGGCAGACGGCACAAAGUUAGAAGAAAAAGGCAGAUCCAAUGUGCUACUUCCGCUGGAUAUAUUCAAUCUGAGUGGUCCUAAUGGAACGCACUCUUGCAUUGUUACACACUUGCAAGGUCAGAGUCUGGCUAUGGUCACAAAGCGAGAUCUUGGAAGACUGAGUGAGGUUCUACCAUUACCAAAAGCGAAAAGGGCUAUUUCGAGCUUGUUAAAAGGAUUUGCUUACAUUCAUAGUAGGGGAGUCUGUCAUGGAGAUCUACAUCCUGGCAAUCUUCUUCUUGAUCUGCCUGAUCCAGUAUCUCAGUCUCUGGGAAGGAUCAAUUCAAUAUGUGGACCACCAAGAAUCGUCCCGAUCGAACGACUUGACGGCAAGGACCUAGAGCCCAACGUCCCCAAAUACGGCGUCGAAGCAGCCCUUGGCAGAUUCUCCGACCUCUCAUUAUACUCCGGAGACAUGAAAGUCGCGGAUUUUGGAUGUGGCUAUUUUACAAAUGAUCCCCCCACGGAAAUCGACUUCUUUGGUCCGUAUAUCGUGCCGGAGCAGUACUGCACAGGCCUGAUUGGGACUGCUAGUGAUGUUUGGACGGUGGGCUGUGCUAUUUGGUUGCUUCUUUCGGGACGUGAUAUAUUUGGAACAGUGAAUGAUCCCCCUGAAAAGGUAUUUUCGAUUAUGACAGAUACCCUUGGCGGGCCUCCAGAGUUUAUAUUGCGAGCAUGGAGGGAUAGAUUGCCGGAUGACGACUUACAUAUUUCUAUCCAUCCUUCAACGUCAUUGGUACAGAGAGUCCAACAACUUCGGACUGGUAAUGAAGAGCUAUGGAUGAAGGCCCGAUUAAAUGAAUUCUCAGAAGAAGAUGUCGCUCUUGUAACUGAAUUGCUGACUUUGAUAUUCAAAUAUGAUCCUGCUGACCGACCAACAUUGGAGUCUAUUCUACGACAUCCAGCUAUGAAAUUUUUUGGCGAUGUUAUUUGAUUACGCUCUCAUCACCCGCUUCUCAAUAUUCUGCCUUUCUAUCUCGUGGUGAUCUUUCCCCCGCAUCCUGUGAGGAUUGCAUCAUUCUUCACCAUACCCACAGGUUGUCGUUGAUUUAAGCUUGAUCUAAUCUUGGGUUUGCGGGUCCCAGAUCUUAGAUAAGGCUCAUGAAUAUA